Molecule: messenger RNA, 735 nt
Organism: Adineta ricciae
Lineage: Eukaryota; Metazoa; Rotifera; Eurotatoria; Adinetida; Adinetidae
Source: the annotation of a GenBank genome assembly
AUGUCACCGUCCUACACUGAUCUUGCAACAGAUAUGUGGCACACAAUGAAAUGGUACUACGGUCCAGACGCAUGGCGUGGUUACGUCUUUCCAGAUUCGUUUAUUGACGAAUUCACUCAACACUAUUACUUUCCUCUUCAAGAUAUCACUUAUAUAGUUUAUACUGCAAUCUUUCUUACACUCAUUCGUUCCGUAUUUGAACGAACUACACUCAAACCUUUGGCGAACUAUUUGAAUUUAACUACCGAAAACAACCAAAAGUUCCCUGAAACAGCGUGGAAAUUUCUUAUGAGUGCAUGUGCAUGGUUCUACUGUACCUAUUUACUCUAUUAUCGUUAUAAUUACUACCAAGAACCUUAUCUCAUCUGGGAUGACUGGUCUUCGGGUAUGAAAGUUCCCUUUGAUAUCAAACUAAUGUAUUUCGGUCGAUGUGCCUACGCUUUACAUUCUCUUUAUGCCAUAUUCUAUAAAGAAGCUAAACGUAAAGACUUCUAUGCCAUAUUCGUUCAUCAUAUAUUGACCAUGACACUCAUUCUCGUAUCGUAUGCCAUUCGAUAUCAUAAAGUUGGCCUAAUUGUUCUCUUUGUACACGACAUCAGCGAUGUUUUGCUCGAACUUACAAAACUUUUACAUUAUAUGAGUGUUCGACAAGGUGGUCAAAAAUAUCCUCGAUAUGAAAAUGCUGCCAAUAGUAGUUUUGUUAUAUUCACGCUAAGCUGGUAUAAUGAUUAUUAG